Molecule: messenger RNA, 1050 nt
Organism: Hyposmocoma kahamanoa
Lineage: Eukaryota; Metazoa; Arthropoda; Insecta; Lepidoptera; Cosmopterigidae
Exons: 1
Coding region: 1-1050 (349 amino acids)
Source: RefSeq, a predicted model, not a curated record
AUGCAACAUUUAAAGGGAAAACUUCGAGGAGAAGCCGAACGUUUGGUACAACACCUCAACAUAUGUGCUAGCAAUUAUGAUACGUGCUGGGAGCUGCUAACGCAUCGUUACAAUAAUCUACAACUUUUAUUCACCAAACAAAUACAAGUAUUUAUGGGUCAACCACCGGUUGUGAAGGUGACGUCAUAUGAACUGAAACGUUUGCAUGACACCAGCUUGGAGACAAUUCACGCCAUUCACAAUCUGGGGGUGAACACAGCUACAUGGGACCCAAUCCUAGUACAUAUCUUAACGGAGAAAAUGGAUCCUGACACAUAUGCUUCAUACAUGGAAGCAAGAAAGGAGCCGCGCGAACUGCCAUCCUUCGAUGAAUUGAUUAGCUUUCUUGAAAGCAAAUUUACUGCCUUAGAACCUGUAAACCGAAAAAACAAGUCAAUAUCUACAAAACAGGAACAAGGAACUAGUAGAGAAACAACAAAACAACAAUUAAGAAGCAACAAAGACUACAAGUCACCACUAAGAACAUAUCACGCAUUCAAAAAUACAUCAAGAACAUGUCCUAUGUGUAAAUCAAAUCAUAUAUUGAUUUACUGUCCAGAAUAUCAGAAAUUAUCACCGGAAGAAAAAAUGAGGACAAUCAAUCAACUGAAUAUAUGCAAAAAUUGCCUCUAUUGCCACAAUGCACAGAAACGCAAUUCAAAUAAAACAUGCAAAUUGUGUAAUAAGUCGCACCAUACGACAUUGCACGAGUUAAUUGCAACUCAACAUAACGUGAAUAAAUAUACGAAAUCCGUGUCAACUAUUUCACAACCAACAGCAACUCACGUGGCGGACAACUUUGACGAAAUACUUUUAGCUACAAUUGAGCUAAAGGUCAAGUCUGCAGAUGGAACUUACAUUCAACUGAGAUGCCUUUUAGAUCAAGGGUCACAAGUAAACUUGAUCACAGAAUCAGCUGCACAACGCCUCGGGUUACAAAGACACAAACAAGAUGCUUCAAUAUCAGGCAUUGGAAUCACAUCCAGUAAAUGCAAGGGUACAUACAACUAG